CUAAUCGUCAUCCACCUAUUUUUCUUUUAUUUUUUUAAUAAUUUACAAUUUAUUUUUAUAAUUCCUAAAUCCACAUAUUUCCAAGAUUCCAGACUUUAAUUUCAUUUUCAACGAAUUCCAAAAGAAAACUUUCUACUCUCUCCCUCUCAUGCCUUUUCAUCUCUCCAAUUCCCUCCUUCAGGUUGAUUUUGAUUGUAUGUGGAUGUGGAAAUUAUGAUUCUUCUGUAGAUAAAAUUUUUCGUAUCUGCUAUUGAGGAUAUAUAAACAUAUCCUAUAUAUAUAUAUAUACAUAUAAUUGUGUUGGCACGAGAGGGUGCAGAGUUGGGGAUUUUGAAGAGAAAAUCAAGCAAUAGUUAUGGGAUAUCUCAAUUCCGCUUUGUCAUCUUCUAGCCAGGUUUAUGCUGACGAUGCACCCGUUACCGGUGGUGGUCUAAGUCAAAAUGCAAAGUUCAGCUAUGGGUAUGCAAGCUCUCCUGGGAAAAGGUCUUCAAUGGAGGAUUUUUAUGAGACAAGAAUAGAUGGUGUAGAUGGAGAGAUAGUUGGUCUCUUUGGAGUCUUUGAUGGGCAUGGGGGAGCUCGAGCUGCAGAAUAUGUUAAACAAAAUCUUUUCAGUAACCUCAUCAGUCAUCCAAAGUUCAUUUCUGAUACCAAAUGUGCUAUAGCUGAUGCAUACAAUCAUACAGACUCGGAAUUUCUGAAAUCAGAAAAUAAUCAGAACAGAGAUGCUGGAUCAACUGCUUCCACUGCCAUCCUUGUUGGUGAUCGUUUACUGGUUGCAAAUGUUGGGGAUUCCAGAGCUGUUAUUUGCAAGGGGGGAAAUGCUAUUGCUGUUUCUCGAGAUCACAAGCCUGACCAAACUGAUGAGCGACAACGGAUUGAAGAUGCUGGAGGUUUUGUGAUGUGGGCAGGAACAUGGAGAGUUGGAGGUGUACUUGCUGUUUCUCGUGCAUUUGGUGAUCGGCUUUUGAAGCAAUAUGUUGUUGCUGAUCCAGAUAUUCAGGAGGAGAAGGUUGAUAGCUCUCUUGAGUUUCUUAUUCUCGCAAGUGAUGGACUAUGGGAUGUUGUAACGAAUGAGGAGGCUGUUGCAAUGGUUAAACCGAUCCAAGAGCCAGAGGAGGCGGCAAAUAAGCUGAUGCAGGAAGCAUGUCAAAGAGGUAGUGCAGAUAACAUUACUGUUGUUGUUGUACGUUUCUCAGCCAAUCAACCGGCGUCUUCGGCAUCUUCUCGUAGUGGUCACUCUGGUUAAGAAUAUUCUCCUAGCCAUACGGGCAUUGACUUUUUUGGUUGCUAUAAUGUGUACUUCACAUUGUGCCAUUAGGAUAGAAUUGUAUCCGAUAUUGUAGCUAGCUAGAAAUGUGCAUGCUUAAAAUUGUGAAGACUAUGUUUCCACUUUGAAUGUUGUACAUGUUGUACCAAAUAAAGAAUGUUGUAUAUGCAGUUUAAACAUCUUUUUAGUUGGCC
This is a messenger RNA of Camellia sinensis, 1461 nucleotides long. Its product is annotated as putative protein phosphatase 2C 59. Gene Ontology annotation, biological process: protein dephosphorylation. Gene Ontology annotation, molecular function: cation binding; protein serine/threonine phosphatase activity. Lineage: Eukaryota; Viridiplantae; Streptophyta; Magnoliopsida; Ericales; Theaceae. The record is from RefSeq and is a predicted model, not a curated record.